AUGCCAUUAUCAUUAUUACUUUUUUUGUUGACAACCUUUUAUUCGAAUUCGUUCUUUUGUUUAAUAUUGAAAAAAAAAAAUCAAGCAUUCAUACCUGCAAUUACCUUACCUAAAAAUACUAAUAUACGAAACAAAUAUAAUUAUGUCAAAAAUAAUUACAAAAAUGAAAAAAUAAAAAAGAAAAAAUAUACAAAUAAAUAUAAAUUUGGAUUAUUAGAUAAAGAAAAUGAAGAUAACAGAUACAAUGAAUUAAAUAAUGAAGAUAAAUUUCAUGAAUAUGGUGUAUUAAAAGAAGAAAAUUUAUAUAAUGGAUAUGAUGAAUUGAACGAUAAAAUAAAUUCAAAUGAUUAUGAAGAAAAGAUAAAGCAAAAGCAAAAGAAAGUAGGAAACCAUAGAUAUAAUGUAUAUGAUAAUGCAAUAAAAAAGGAUAUAAAAGAAAUAGACCUAGAAAAUAUUGAUAAAAUAGAUAGAACAAAAUAUGAAUUACCUCCAUAUAUAUAUGAAGGAAUAAAAGUUUAUGAAGGUAAGUCAAUGAAUUAUGAACCAGAAGUUUAUGAUUUUCAUAAGUACAAUAAAUACUUUGAUGAAUUAUGUAAAGAGAAAAAAGUGUUAAUCGAUUCAUAUCAAUUGGAUAAAAAAUUACUAGAUGAAACAUAUUUUGAUGCAAAAAAAGGAGGACCUAAAACAUUUGGUUUUAAAUUUAAGCAAAUUCAACCAGUAAAAUAUCAUCAAGGAAGAGCAUAUACAUAUUUUUUUAUGCAUUCUCAUGAAGUUGAGUUAUCUCCUAUUUUUUUAAAUGCUUUUAGACGAGUAGCUAUAAAGCAUUUAAAAGGUGGAAGGGUCACGGCUUUAAGAAUACCUAAUAUGAAACAUGAAUUUUAUUGUAUUGUUGGUGUUAGAGAAAAUUUUUUUGAUAUAGCCCAGAACUUAAGGCAAAUAACUUUUAAAAAUGUACCUGAAGAUGCAGAUAUGGAUAAUUAUUUAAUUGGAAAAUUUAGAAUAAAAGGCCCAAUGAUUGUUGUAUCUGGACAUAUGCAAUUACCUGAAAAUGUUGAAAUCAUAAACAAAAAUCAAUAUAUAUGUUCUGUAGCUGCAGGGAGUUAUUUAGAGAUGGAUGUUAAAAUAGAAAGUAUUGAAGAAUACGUAAUGCCUGAAUACGGGACUCAAUCAAGAAAUAGAGAUAUAUGUAAAGAUAAUUUUAUUCAUUUUAGUAGUAGUUGUACUCCAGUAGAGUAUUUUGGUUUUACUGGGCAGAGAAGAGGGAUUAAUUUAGAUAUUUUAGGUGAAAUUAACAUUGUUGAAAUGCAUACAGAUGGGUCUAUUGCACCUAAAACAGCUCUUUUGAAAACUAUAGAUUACUUAUCAGAAAAUUUUCAAUAUAUAGAAAAUGCUUUAUAUCAUAAUUGCCACACAUGUGAUGAUGGUACUAUUGAAGAAGAAUUUAGGAACCCUGAAUUUUACAUGGAUAAAGAUAGGUAUAGUGAUGUUCCUUGGAAUAAGUACAAAAGCACUGCAGAAGAAUUAGAGGAUACAAAAAAAUGGUUAUAUAGAAAAGAUGUACUUAGACAAUAUAAUAUAGAUCCUGAAAGUGAUGAAUCAAAAGAAGAAAGAGAAGCAUUAUGGGAUAAAAAUCAAAAACUCCAAGAAGAAAUUGAAAAAAGAAAAGAACAAAUAAAAAAAGGACCUUCAGUGUCUGAAGGACAAAUAGUUCCAAGUGAUGAAAGGCAUGAUUGUUUGAUUGAUUGGCCUGUAGAUAAAUCAGAAAGAAAUAUGGAUCCACCUCGGUGGGUUGUCGAAAGACCUUUAGAAAAAAAUCCACAUAUAGGUAAUGAAGAAAUUUAUGACGAAGGAAUAUGA
Plasmodium relictum is the source of this 1857-nucleotide messenger RNA. Its product is annotated as DNA-directed RNA polymerase alpha chain, putative. Bases 1 to 1857 code for a protein of 618 amino acids. The record is from RefSeq and is a predicted model, not a curated record. Gene Ontology annotation, molecular function: protein dimerization activity; DNA-directed RNA polymerase activity. The transcript has 2 exons. NCBI's taxonomy places the organism in Eukaryota, Apicomplexa, Aconoidasida, Haemosporida, Plasmodiidae. Gene Ontology annotation, biological process: DNA-templated transcription.